AGUGUCCCUGUUGACCCGGAAUUAUCAUAACAAGAGCUGCUCGGUCUCAAUCUCAAGGUUCAGUGGGUUCGAGCAGACGAGUCAUGCUCACCUCCAGUGAAGUAGAAGAUGAGGUGGAUCACUCUUUUUUCGACAGUGAUGCUGACGACGGUGGCGUCUGCAGAGAAGGAGGCGAAAAUAUGGAGAAUCCACCGGUGAAACAGAAGCUUCGAGCAAAGCCGACUAGCGUCUGCAGAGAAGGAGGUGAAGCGAUGGAUAAUCCACCGGUGAAAGUGAAGCUUCGAGCAAAACAGACUGAAAAAGCAAAUAGUGGUUUGUCCCAGAGGACUUAUGGGACAAUAAACCACCGGCAGAAAAUUGACAACAACGGAAGCAUUGGGGAAAGUAAAAAGAACAGCUGUCUGUCAAAGGAAGAAAGUAAGCGAAGGGUUUCUAACGUAUCAUCUGCAGCCUAUAUGUCAGUUAAAGGCAUCAGUGACAGCAGUGAUAGUGAGGAAGAAUACAAGGUGCUCUCUAAAAGACCCAAUAAGGCAUCCAUGGCUCUGUUGGCUGAGCUAAAUGAUAGAGACAUAUACAACCAGAGUCCAGAUGAGACUGAAGAAGAAGGGGUGUCCACUGCCAAAGCCUUGAAAUGGAGAAAUACACAAGCUUCUAAAAAAACGACAAGAAAAUUGCGCAGCCAAAUUCCAUCCCCCACCACAACCGAGGAAGCAGACUCAGAAAGCUGCUCGAGCUGCAGUUGUAGAAGGUCCUCCACCGCUCACAAACCCAAGAAGUCGUCUUUAUCGACUUCUUCGAGAGACAGACGGUCCGCAGAGGGUGGGGCGGGAUCUCAGGACCUGACCACCAGCUGUACAGAGGAGUCGGAUGAUACAGUGACAUACGUGAGCCCCCUCUCCUCUCCUGACAUCACCCCCCUGCAGUCGUUGGACCUGAUCCACGCAGAGGAGCGAAGCUCGGGUGAGCCGCAGCAGGAGAGUAUGCCCUCCAGUGGCCUCAGCGAUACAUGUCGGUACGAGGACUCAGAGUACUCCCUCAUGUCAGAUAGUCAACUUGAAGGUGGACUGGCCGCCUGCUAUCCUGGACCGAAAAACAGGAAGAACUUCUCAUUCAACAACAACGAUGUCCGGCGUAUAGAGCAGGAGAACCAGCGCCUGUUUCGGGUGCUGUCGCGCCUUUCUGCAGACUCCAGACCAGAGAGUGCGGCGAAGAAGAAAACCAAGAAGGCCAGCAACUCGCCUGCCACUCACCUUCAUCACAGCGCAGUCAACAGGAGUCGGGAUCAGAAGCGCAUCGAGACAGAGAAUCUGGCUUUUAUGAAGCGACUGCAGUCUGCCAAGCCCACAUAUGGGAUGAAGCGCUCCGAGCAGGAGAAAGAUUACCAGCGACUAGCAUCAUAUUAUGGAGGUCCUGUCUACCCACUGUCUCGGCCCUCUUCAAAGAAAGACAGGUCCUCCUUCGAAUCAAACUCAGUGGGUCCCAGGUCUGCUAGUUCCACCAACCACAGCUCCAGAGCAGUUUCCACCACCACAGACUCCGGCAGCAUGCCUGCACCCACGUCUCAAAAACAAUACAGCUACUCAAGCCGUUUUCAGACAUGA
Molecule: messenger RNA, 1601 nt
Organism: Limanda limanda (common dab)
Lineage: Eukaryota; Metazoa; Chordata; Actinopteri; Pleuronectiformes; Pleuronectidae
Gene: cfap97
Product: cilia and flagella associated protein 97
Exons: 5
Coding region: 84-1601 (505 amino acids)
Biological process (GO): spermatogenesis
Source: RefSeq, a predicted model, not a curated record